Molecule: messenger RNA, 1427 nt
Organism: Sphaeroforma arctica JP610
Lineage: Eukaryota; Ichthyosporea; Ichthyophonida
Exons: 4
Source: RefSeq, a predicted model, not a curated record
AAGAACAUCGAAAGCGACGCAGAUGAACAACUCAUCAUCACAAUUCCAUUCACCGGCCACGUGUCGAUCAAAUCAAUCAAGAUCAUCGCUGAGGGCGGGGAAGAGCAUCCCAAGACGUUGAAAGUGUUUGGCAACCGAGAGGACAUAGACUUCGACAACGUGGACCAACUACAGCCCUUGCAAGAGAUCUCCCUGAACGAUGAUCCCAGGGGUGAAAUUGUGUACCCUACUAGGGCCUCGAAGUUCCAAAACCUGCACAGCGUGACUCUAUUUAUAGAAUCCAACCACGGUGGAGAUACAAGCAAGAUCUACUACAUCGGAUUCUCAGGCGAGCACAAAAAUGUCUCCCGCAAGACCGUGAUCGCUGUCUACGAAGCGAAUGCCAACCCAGCGGAUCACAAGGUCAAGGAUGACUUAAUGCCGAGCAGUUCUAUAUCCUAGAGCGUUCGGUUUUCACGCGGCCAUGCUUUAGGGCGCUGUUAUAAACGUUUGAAACGGUUUGGGUCAGCACGUAGGGCGUACUGGGGGGGAUCUGCUGCUGUGGUACGUAUAUGAUAGAGAUAACAAGUUGAGAUGGCUUGUGCGUGGACGCCGAGAGUGUGGGCUGUACAGGACAGAAAUCCCACUUCACUGUCGCAGACGAAGUUAAUGAGAAACUCGAACGAGAUGCAGUUUUGUACCAGCCUGAGUGAGCUAUGAUAUUUGAUCAUGGAUCUGGCUACGUUCGGGGGGUAUACAUCUUGCCAAGGCGCUUGACCUGGCAAGCCAGUGCAGACAGCAGUGUCUCCGCGAAAGGCACACAACUAUAGGCACAAUCAUAUAAACCCGACAACAACUUCUAUAUAGAGACUUACGCGUCGAAACCGACUACAAUCGCAAUGCAUAUAGGAACGAUAUAUGGCCUUGUCACAUUCUUUAUUGCGUUGUGGCGACGCUCAGUCUGAGCUCAUCCUUCUCAAUUGUAUUGUCUGUUCCUCUAAGCCUCGAGUUCUUCUAGCCAUCUGGGGAUAGGUGUGCACUGGAUUCACGUUCGUGGGUUUUUGCCCAGAAAAGAGGAAAAAUUACUAUCUCUAAUACUGGUAGAUCUAUGCCGAACCCACUCUAGAUUGAUUUUCUGUGUGCGCUGACGCAAGACAUUGUCGGGUCUAUUCUUGCUCUAGUGAAUAUCGGGUGUGUCGCGUUCGUUGUUGCUUGAUUCGAGUGUAGUGCACGCAUCCUGUUACCAACGUCAAGUCAAGGCGGAAGGAUCCACGCCAGCUUCGAUGCAUUCGCCUUGGCGCGAAUAUACAUUGAUGAUGUAGUAUGAACGGCUUGGCGUAUAUGUAGAUCAUUCUGAACACUUUCAGACAGCUCUCGGAUCGCAUUAAUAUCUGCAGCAAGCUUGAGUUAUGGCGCUGCGACAAGAAAUUUCUUCCACCGUGGCCCCU